Bipolaris maydis ATCC 48331 is the source of this 1166-nucleotide messenger RNA. The record is from RefSeq and is a predicted model, not a curated record. NCBI's taxonomy places the organism in Eukaryota, Fungi, Ascomycota, Dothideomycetes, Pleosporales, Pleosporaceae.
AUGGCGCCCAAGGACUUAUUGCGAAGCCGACCACACGGUGUUCCUACAAUUCUUAUAUUGAUUUUAGGCAGCCUGAUAUUUCGCUGGGCAACUCCAAAAGAUUUGAGCGAAUACGAUCCGUUUGUGCCAAUUCUACAGCGAGAAAUAGUGGCAAGAGUACCGGGACUAGGAGAUGCAUAUGGGAUGGCCAACAACCACCUCGACUCUUCCCUAGACUUGGAGUACUGGCGGGAGAGAAUGGGAAGUACUAUAACAAUUGAUUCCGAUCUCGAAUCAGACUCGGGAGACUCCAUGGAUACCGAAUUCCAGCAAGCCUUACGUGCAAGCCGAGACGACUACUUGCGUCAUAAUCCUACAAGUAGAGGCUUCACCCAAAGCAAACAAUUCAUCCACAUCCUCGUCGGCAGCCCCACCCCGCACCUCCGCAUCCUCCCCCAGCAAUCCCUCUGGAACAGACCCUACUUCCGCGACCCCCGCCGCGGCCUCAACCACUUCGACUACAUCGACAACACCUGGGUCCUGCGCCACCCAGCGCUCCCCCACAUCGACCCCGAACACUUUGACUUCGCCGCCGAGUACCUCGAAAGCGACGGCUUCGGCAUCCGGCUACCACCCGACCCCGAUAACAGUAGUACAACUACUAGUAGCGAGGUCCACAGCACAGUGCUGGAACAGUGCUGCGCGGCGUGGAACGUAGCCGAUCGCCUCGAUAUGCACGAUCUUAUGGAGCAUGUGGUGGAUAAGCUGCAGGCUAUAAGGCCGGGCAGGGAGGAGAUGAUGGUGUUUGCGUGUCGGAUUUUCGCCAAGAGGGGCGGUGUGGAUUUGCCGGGGCAUUAUCGGUUGAAGGAGCAUCUGGCUAGGUAUGUGGCGGAGAAUUGGUGGGAGUAUAUUCGCGAGUUGGGGACCGUGUUUGUGGGGAGGCUGGUGCGGUUGCCUGAGUUGGAGAGGGAUGUGUGUGAGAAGCGGUUGGAGAUGUUGAAUGAGCGGUUGGAUAGGGAAGAGGAGGAAGAAGACGAGGAUGAGCAAGGUGAGGAAAAUAUGGAGGUUGAUUGAGGUCAUUAUAGAUUGAUGGAUGUUUUUUAUCAAGAGAAUCAUUACCAACGCGCAGAUCAUUGCGUAAGAAAAGCAUGAUGGCUUUGUAUACCCAUAGCGUUCGUGUUACUAUU